GUUCUAUCAUCUUAAUUGCAUUUUCAUAUGAUGUUAGAGGUAAUAUCAUUUGAUAUGAAACGAUAUCAAGGAUGAGAAAAAUAAAAACUGAGGUUCACAAACGUGGACGUAGGGGCGAAGUCAACUAACCCAAACAGAUAUGAAACGACUUCUACUAAACCAAACAAUACCAGAAGACUUGUGGAUAUGGCAGAAGUCUGAAUCUGCUCCUCCUUUCUCUCCUAGAAAUCCUCUUCACUUGUAGAUUUUGAAGCAUGGACUGGAUAUUGAUUAAUGCUGCAGCGAAAGGGGACAUCCAUCUCCUUAAUGCUGCAAUAUUUAACCAAUCACAAGUCGAAAAGAGAACGCCACAGAACAACAACGUUCUUCAUAUUGCAGCUAAGCAUCAGAGGUUGGCUUUCGCGGCAGCCAUACUUAAACUCUUCCCAUCACUCCUCCUUACAGAAAAUAACAAUGGAGACACACCUCUACACGUGGCAGCUAGUGUCGGUUCCUUUGAAGUUUCGAAACUUCUUGUCAACUCAGCCAAUCAAGUAACUUCAGAUGUCGAAAGCAAUGGAGUAACCGACACACGGAAGCAGCUAUUGAGGAGUACUAACAAGCAAAACGAUACAGCCUUAAAUGUUGCAUUGAAGAAGGGACAUAUCGAUGUUGCUAAGUUCUUUGUCGAAGAAGACACAAGAUUUCUAUGUAUGGCCAAUAGCAACAUAGUAUCUCCUUUGUACUUGGCUAUUGAAAGAGGGCUUUUCGACUUUGCUGAUCAUAUUUUGGAAGUAUCUCAUUUGGUCUCCUGUAAAGGUCCUAAAGGCAUGAAUGCCUUGCACGCUGCUGUGGACUCCGACAGUGUCAGAACUGGUUUCUUGAGAAAAUUGAUGGAGAAAAGACCAGAAAUGAUCAAAGCAGUUGAUGUUAUCGGAUGGACAUCUCUUCGUUAUUCGGUAUGGCUAGGAAAAACCGAAAUAACUCGACUUUUGCUUCAACAAGAUAGCUCAGCUGCUUAUAUAUCUGAUAAGGAAGGACAAUGUCCGCUUCAUCUUGCGGCGUCUACUGGUCAAAUUGAUGCAUAUAAAGAGCUUGUUCGCACCUGCCCUUACGUUUGGGAACUAGUUGAUUGUAAAGGCAGAACAUCUCUUCACUCUGCAGUCAUAUCAGGACAAAGAGGAAUCGUUCACUGUAUCCUAGAGAAGAUGCCUGAGAUUUCACUUCAUCUGUUGAACGAAAGCGAUGUAGAUGGAAACACACCUCUCCAUCUAUCGGUUAUUUACAGAUGCUACUCCAUAUUGCUGCUUCUCUUACGUAACAAGCGGGUAGAUAAAUAUGUUAUGAACCGUAAUCACUUCACAGCUGCAGAACUCUUUUUACUCUCACAAGCAAGAGAUAAGUUUCACUGCAAAGAUACUACAAACAACCGUCUCAGCAACAGAACAUAGAGACAAAGAAGAAGCAAGAGAAGGCAGAUCGUGAAG
This is a messenger RNA of Camelina sativa (false flax), 1466 nucleotides long. NCBI's taxonomy places the organism in Eukaryota, Viridiplantae, Streptophyta, Magnoliopsida, Brassicales, Brassicaceae. The record is from RefSeq and is a predicted model, not a curated record.